UGGAAGAUGAUUGCACAGCACAUAUCGACAUGGAGUCGGCAGCAAUUUCCGCCGGCAGAUUAUCCGUGACCCGACGAUCCAGAUACCGCAGUACCUUACGGUGCCACGUAACUAUAAAAGCACCAGUUGACAGGAAAAUCGUGGUCGUUUUCAGAGAAAUGGACAUUGAGUGGGAACCAAACUGCGACGAUGAUUUUGUGAGCUUACAUGACGGUCCAAACACCACUGCAGCAAUCUUGCGCGGUACACAACCACGGAUGUGCGGCCACACAAUACCUCCUGGCGACUACGUUACCACAGGACAUCAGCUGACUGUGAUGUUCCAAAGUGAUGUGUAUAAACAAGACAACGGGUUCGAGAUCGUCUUUACAUCUUUUCACACAGCUCAAUCUUGUUUCGUGGACGAGUUUAUGUGUAGUAAUAAACGAUGUAUAGCUUCUUCCCUUCAUUGUAACAACUUUAACAACUGCGGGGACGAAUCCGAUGAAUGCGAGGUUGAUACAGAGGUUGUUGUGGCAAUCGUGCUGAGCGUGUUUCUGCUGACUGUUGUUGGUGUUGGUGCGAUACUUCUCUAUAGGAAACGAAACAGAAAACACGGGCGUCAGAGGCAACAGGAUUUAAAAGCAGCAAUUGUUGAAGUAUCGAAGUUGAGCAAGGGUCUUGAAUCAGUUGAAAUUCACCCUUGUGAGGCCUGUUCUAUAAAGAUUGUGUCUGCCGAGAAAAAGAAGAGAAUGGCCGGACAGGCCCGGCAAUUGGAAGGAAACCAAAACGAGGCUUACCAGGAAGAAUACGUUGCUGGGAUGUCGCGCGUCUAUAAAGAGACACUCGGGGCACGCUUUUCUGAAACCAGCUAUAGGGCUUCCAUUUGAUAGCCUUAUUCAAACAAUUUCCAUUCAUUUACAAUACAGCAGUUUACUUUUAUAAUAUUAUCCAACAUCACAUUUCAUUUUCAAUGUUCACUUUGUUUGCCUGGAUGCAGACGAGUUCAUGUUGAGUGCAUGACCUAU
Mercenaria mercenaria is the source of this 1007-nucleotide messenger RNA. RefSeq lists its product as uncharacterized. Bases 30 to 869 code for a protein of 279 amino acids. The record is from RefSeq and is a predicted model, not a curated record. Gene Ontology annotation, molecular function: protein binding. NCBI's taxonomy places the organism in Eukaryota, Metazoa, Mollusca, Bivalvia, Venerida, Veneridae. The transcript has 6 exons.